Molecule: messenger RNA, 3706 nt
Organism: Drosophila serrata
Lineage: Eukaryota; Metazoa; Arthropoda; Insecta; Diptera; Drosophilidae
Biological process (GO): protein ubiquitination
Molecular function (GO): ubiquitin-protein transferase activity; zinc ion binding
Source: RefSeq, a predicted model, not a curated record
CAGGCUCAGCGGGAAAUUCUUGUUUUUUAGUGCAUUUGCCGGCUGUUUAAAUUAUGGCCUUUGUCAACAUGUCGCUGCCGUUGCCAGCCACGGUUAAGCUGAGCACAUCUCUCGCCAAGAAGCCGCUGAUCGAGUGCAAUCCGGGCCAGAAUGCGGCCACCAUUGGCGAUGCCAGCAUCGACGGGAUUGCAGCCGACUGAAGUGCAUUCGCAUUCGCAUUCGCAUUCGCAGCCGGUGCACGUGCCUGCCACGCCCUCAAAUCCACAGGAGAUCAAUCCGGAUCGAAGUACUCAUAGUCACGCCAAACUGCCGCCACUGGAACUGCUGGUGGAGAACAAGAUCAGCUAUAGCAGUUGCUAUCAACAGCACACGCAGGAUCUCAAGAGCCACAACCACAACCACAACCAGAGCCGUUCCAAGCGAAACUCCUUGAGUAGUCCCUCGUCCAGCGAGGAUUGUGUGAGCGCGGCCAGGGCUAGUGUCUUUGAUGACGCCGCCGAGAGCUUUGUGAUCAACUUUCCCUCGGAAUCGACGACCGCACAGCAUCUGCUGCCACUCUCGGAGACGGUGCCGCUGCUCACGCACAUUGAGGCCACGGUGGUGGAUAAGCAGCGAUCCAUAAGGCUGAAUAAGAAUAGUGCCUCGCUUAUCUUUACCAAGAAGGAGUUGUCUCAGGGAAGCCAUCAUCAGCACCAGCAGCAGCAGCACCACCACCAGCACCAGCAGAGGCGGCAGCACCACAGCAGUCUCUACGGAGUGGGCAGGAAGCCCACCAAGCAUCUGCCUCCCACUCGAGGUCAGCACCAGCGACGCAGUCUACCGCUUAGCUACAACAACAACAAUCUGGUGACCACAACUCCAGCAACACCAGCAGGAGGAGGAGUCGGAGUCGGAGUCGGAGUAGGAGUAGGAGUAGGAGCUGCAAAGCUUGUGCCGCUCAAGCAGCACCACGGACCCGGUCAGACGGCACCACCCACGGCUAACGUUGUCGGUGGAGGAGCGGGAGCUGCGGCUCCGUCCGCCCGCAAACAGCUCUCCUACUCCUGGUACGCGCCCGUCUACAGUGCACUCGAGGAGGAGCUGGAGCAGGACUCGCGGGACUCCUCGCCAAUUCACAAUCUGGCCAACACAAAGCAGCACCAGCGCUCCGCCAGCCAGAAGGCCACCAGUGCCGCCCCCACCACCCUGCAUGCCACGCCCCGCCACGCCCACGUCCACGAUUCCGGCGACGCUGAGACGGUUGCGCUGCUGGACACGCAGACGCGGAGCAAGGUCAUCAUUUCCUCGGCGAAUGGCGACACAGGCGGAGCAGGAGGAGGAGGCGGCGGAGGUGGCUCUGGAGGAACAGGAGGAGCGUUGGGAGUCAAUGGCGGACCUGGCCACGAUCUGGAGAGCUCACUGGGACUGUCGGGUGGCGGGCAGUUGCCCCGAAGACGUCGCAUCGAGAACUUUCUCAAGUCCCUGGUGGGACUCAAGGCGAGUAGCAGUCGAGCAGCAGCUGGAGGAGGAGGAGGAGGAGGCGGAGGCGGAGCCGGAGGAGGCACCGGAGUUGGCGGGAUACCCGAUCGGGAGAGGCCUGCCUCGCCGGAAAUACGGAUCACACGGACUCCCUCCGAACAGGAUGUGGUGCUUCGGGAUCCCUCUGGCCGCCAGCUAGCCAAUGGCCAUGGGCGCGGCAGCCUGAGCAUCAGUGGGUCAAGCAGCUCCCUAAAUGUCGUCCAGCAGAAGAUUUGGCACAUAAUGCGACGCGAGGGCAGCGCCAGCAGCCUGCACCAUGAGAAGUCUCAGUCCAUUGUCCAGUACACGGGACUGCGCAAGUGCGAGACGGUCCUGGCCCUCACCCGUCAAUCCCAAUCCCAAUCCCAAUCGCAGAACCAAGGCCAUGGCCUCGGCCUGAGCCAGAGCCGUAGUCAGGGUCACUCGCUGGCCGUCCAUGGCAGCGGCAUCUUCAGCUCGAGCGGCGUGGAGCAGAUCCGACCCCUGAAUCGCCUCCGAAACAGUGUGAGCAGCAUGAAUGGCGUGGGGACCUGUUCGCGCUGCUCCAGCAUCCUAUCGCUGGCUGCCUCCGGUUCACGCUACUCCCUGUCCAAUGGCUUUGUGCCCAGGCCGGACUCGGCACUGAAUCACCGGGAAGUGGAGGAGCUGCUGCAGCAGCAGCGCCGCAGUCAGGAGCCGCACAUCAACGUGAAUGCCCAGAUCAGGCUCAGCGGUGGAGCAACGGCCGGUUCGACCAGUCCCAGUCCGCCGUCCAAUGUCACAACGGCCACGCUCCACUCCAGCUGCGCCGCCAACCUGAACAGUGAGGAGCAUCAGCAUCAGCACCAGCACCAGCACCAGCAGGGAACAUCGACGCCCGCAACUCCCACGCCAACUGGAGCAGCACCUGGCGGUGAACUGGCACCCUUUGGCACAGAUCAUGCCUACCCGCUGACCGUGACUUCGCUCCUCUCCAUGGCCAGUGCCAAUCAGGCAGCUCAGGCCUGUUGUGUGCGGGAUGGAAUUGCGCUGAAACGUCGCGAGAUGCUCGCCUCUGCGGAUGUAACGCCCUCGGUGGGGACUCCGGCCACGCCCACCAAUGUGAACUUCCACCCCUUUACCUGCAAGCUGUGCCUGAUCGAUGUGGAGGAAGUGGGCGAGGCCAUGGCGCUGCAUCAGUGUGGAUGUCAGUUCUGCAUCGAGUGCAUGCGGGCCUAUGUGGAGUUUGAGAUCUCCGAGGGCGCCUACGAGAUCUCCUGCCCGGACGCCAAGUGUCCGGCCCAGGGUGCCAUCUCCCUGCCGGAGAUCGCCAGCCUGACCACAACGAAUCAGCUGAAGAAGCACCAUCGCUAUCGACUAAAUCGAGAAAUCGAGUUGGACAAGACGCGCACCUGGUGCCCGCGUGCUGGCUGCGAGACUAUCUGCGUGGUGGGCGGAGCUCCUCAGCCAGGCGCCAUUAGCCAAAUGGAUGAGUCGCCUUCGACCUCGCAGAGCUACACGCCCCAGCAGGAGGCGGCAUCGGGCAGUGCAGGCGGAGUGGGAGCAGGUGCCGAGGCCGGAAAUGGAACAACCGUCGUCCUAUCCGUGGCCGUGCAUUGUCCCUCCUGCAAGGACGAGUUCUGUGGCCUCUGCAAGAAGGCGUACCAUCCAAACAUUAGUUGCGACGAGUUUGGACGCCGGCUGAUUGCCGAUGGCCAGGACGACAUUGGGAUACCGUUCGACAACGAGCUGAUCAAGUGCUGCCCCAUGUGCGCGGUGCCCAUCGAGAAGGACGAGGGCUGUGCCCAGAUGAUGUGCAAGCGCUGCAAGCACGUCUUCUGCUGGUACUGCCUGGCCAGCUUGGACGACGACUUCUUACUGCGUCACUACGACAAGGGACCGUGCAAGAACAAGCUGGGUCACUCGCGGGCCUCCGUGGUCUGGCAUCGCGCCCAGGUGAUCGGCAUCUUUGCUGGUUUCGGUAUCCUGCUGUUGGUGGCUUCACCCCUGCUACUUUUGGCCGCUCCCUGCAUCAUCUGCUGCAAGUGUCGAGGCUGCAGCGGCUCCAAGAUCGACGAGGUGGAUGCCGAGCUCGAGGAGGAGGUCACCGCCUUGCAAGGCUAGGUGACUGUGCCUCCGACUCCUUCGGCAGAAGCCCAUUCUAUUGUUAAUGACGACGAGCAGCUUACGUACAUUUAUUUUAGUUAUUAUAAUUGCAUAUGUGUUAACUAAAUUGUGAUAUUUACCGUGA